UACUGUGAAUAUUCUUCUGUGCGUGAAAAAAUGAAAGCUUGUGUAUUCAGGUACAGAGUGUGUUCUGGGAAUAAUCCACUUUUCCUGUGUGGUGUGUGUCUGUAAGAAGAGUCACGGUUUGUUUGAAUCUCUCAGGACAGGAGGUUGUGCUGGGUUAGGCAGAAUUUUAUGCAUCACUGCAGUAGUCAGAGGUUAGUGUUUGAGCACUUUACAUAGAUCUGUGUCGCAGAAUUUCGUGUCGUAAUUACAAUCACUCCAGAUCUCAAGCACUCUAGGAACUCUGCUUAGGGAAACGAACCGGACAAGAUGUGAAAAACAUUUACAAUCAGCACAACUGAUAUUUAAGCUAAACUGCAAAUCAGACUUCCCAUGGCUCUCUCCCUUUCUCUGUAAUCUCUUUCUCUGCUCUGGUGAAGUUAGCUAGUGUGUUAGCAGAAUUUAAGAGAUUAGUUUGAGUUAACGGCUUAGUGUAAGCUAAGAUGCAACACUUCCCCUUUCUUUCCAUCUGUCUCUGUGCAGGAAAACAGGAGCUGGAAAAUAGCCUUUAAAGAAUACAGUUCCUAAUCCAAACUGUUUUUCUAUAUUAUUCAUAUAAUUAUGACUUCUACAAUAUGAGACAACAUAACAAGGAAACGCUGAUUAGAAAAGAAGUGGGAGACGUUCAUAAGAAGAGAACUGAAGAGGUAUAUAGAGAACUUCUGUAUUGGAGAAAAAUUUCCGCCAUUAAAACAACAUGAAAGUAGUAAAUCUUCUGCUGCUGUUUCUGGGGUCCUUGCAAGUGGUGUUCACUCAAGAGCCUUUAACUGUAUUUACUGAAAGAACCACUGUGGAAGAAGAUCUAGGAAGUGGUCUGUUGGAGGUGGAACAGGAGGAUGAAUUGGCGGACACUUACUGGUCCGGGACAGCCCCCCUUUGUUUUGGAGGGUGUAAAGGCAGACACCAGGAGCUCAAGAGAGACAACUGUGGAGAUUCAAACUGCUGCUGGGUGGGAUACAAAUCCUUCUGUAGAGUGAAUUGUGGAAAGCCUGAUGUGGACUUUAAUGGGAUGGUGUAUGGGAGUGAUUGGUGGGUGGGUUCUGUAGUGCGGUAUGACUGCAGGCCAGGGUUCGUGUUGGUGAGAGAUCCUGCCCGAGCCUGUCAGUCCAAUGGCAAAUGGACGCCUAAACCCUCCUGUCUCAGAGUGUGUCAUCGUGGCCGGGUUGAGAUCAAUGAGAAGGACAUUGAUGGGACAUGUUCGUCCACCUGUCCUGAUUCUAAGAGCUAUGCAGUCCCUCUGAACCACAAAUGCAGUCGAAUUGAGAACUGUAGAAGUAAAGAAUCGGGCUGGAAGCGCUGGUUUACACGCUGCAACGACUGCGACUGUGACUGCUUCACUCCCUGCACUUCUACAGGAUAGAAGACAGUGAAUCUGUAUUCAUUUUCCUUUUCUACAAAAGCCUAACCUUUCGGAAAUGGUUGUUUUCCCUUAUUUUUGUAUA
This is a messenger RNA of Carassius carassius (crucian carp), 1478 nucleotides long. RefSeq names its product sushi, von Willebrand factor type A, EGF and pentraxin domain-containing protein 1. The record is from RefSeq and is a predicted model, not a curated record. Lineage: Eukaryota; Metazoa; Chordata; Actinopteri; Cypriniformes; Cyprinidae. The transcript is spliced from 5 exons. The coding region runs from base 734 to 1396 and encodes 220 amino acids.